This is a messenger RNA of Nicotiana tabacum (common tobacco), 1230 nucleotides long. RefSeq names its product mogroside IIIx synthase-like. Gene Ontology annotation, molecular function: UDP-glycosyltransferase activity. The record is from RefSeq and is a predicted model, not a curated record. Lineage: Eukaryota; Viridiplantae; Streptophyta; Magnoliopsida; Solanales; Solanaceae.
AUGAACAACUCGCUAGGACCAAAUGUUGCUUUCAAUGGGGUGGAAAAAUCCCAUGAUAUUAUUUUGAUCAAUACUUGUAAUGAAAUUGAGGGGAAGUAUGUGGAUUAUCUCUCAACUUUAAGCAAGAAAGAAGUCAUACCUGUCGGUCCACUUAUUCGUGAAAUGAAAAUAACUAUGGAAAAUGAGGGAAAUGACUCCAAGAUUAUAACAUGGCUAGACAAGAAGGAUGAGUCCUCAUGUGUUUAUGUUUCAUUUGGAAGUGAAUAUUUCUUGUCCAAAGAGGAAAUUGAAGAAAUAGCUCAUAGUUUAGAGCUAAGUGAGCUGAACUUCAUAUGGGUACUUAGGUUUCCAUUAGGUGAAGAAACUAACAUUGAAAAUGUGCUACCAAAAGGUUUUCUUGAUAGAGUUAAAGAAAAAGGUGUCAUUGUGGAAAAAUGGGCACCUCAAGCAAGAAUUCUUGAGCAUACAAGUGUUGGGGGAUUUUUGUGUCAUUGCGGAUGGAAUUCUAUACUAGAAAGUUUACAUUUUGGAGUUCCUCUUAUAACCAUGCCUAUGCACCUUGAUCAACAUACUCAUUCAAGAAUGGCGGUCGAGCUAGGAACAACUAUGGAGGUUGUGAGAGAUGAAAAUGGGAAACUGAAUAGAGAAGAGACAGCAAAAGUGAUAAGAAAUGUGGUGAUGGAGAAGAAUGGUGGAGAAAGUGUGAAGGCAAAGGUAAGAGAAUUGAGGAACAAGAUAAGAGAGAAAGGAGAAGAAGAGUUUGAUCAAGUGGUUACGAGGGUCAGAAGCCAGGACCGACUUCAAGACUUUGACCCCAAACUUGAGAGAACAUUUCAUAGGAGGUUGAGGGAAUCAAGGGACACGAAUAAUAUUCAGGCACUUGUUCAAUUUCUUGUGAACAUGGCAGAGGAACAUAUGGCUGUUCAGGAGGUGGCAAUGUCCAGCAUUGCUAAUAUCACUUCCAGCUUUGUGAAGCCUAGGAUCACUGGGCACUUUGAGCUGAAACAGAGCAUGAUCCAGCUACUUCAUUCGAAUGGGCAGGUCACUCCAAACUAUGUGAGGCUCACACUUUUCCCAUUCUCUCUGUUGGGCAAAGCAAAGCGAUGGCUGAAGGCAGAACCAACUAAUUCUAUUACUUCAUGGAAUGAUCUAGCAAGGAAAUUUCUGGCAAGGUUCUUCCCUUCAGGCAAAACUGCAAAGAUCAGAAUUGAGAUAGUCGCCUUCAAAUAG